Messenger RNA from Lagopus leucura (white-tailed ptarmigan), 3008 nucleotides. It is a transcript of the gene RAB23, whose product is annotated as RAB23, member RAS oncogene family. Gene Ontology annotation, molecular function: GTPase activity; GTP binding. NCBI's taxonomy places the organism in Eukaryota, Metazoa, Chordata, Aves, Galliformes, Phasianidae. The coding region runs from base 202 to 915 and encodes 237 amino acids. The transcript is spliced from 7 exons. The record is from RefSeq and is a predicted model, not a curated record.
GUUUCCGGGCGGGGGAGCCGGGAUGUGCGUCCGGGUUGGGUCGGCCCCAGCGAGCGGUUUCCUCUCGUCUCCCUUCCUCCGCCGCCUCCUCCCUCCCUCCAUCCUUCCCUUCCUCGCUGUCUCCGAGGCGGAGCCGCCGCCGCUCCAGGAGUCGGAUUGAUAGAUUGGUGAAUAAGACAGAGAGGCACCUGAGCUGCAGAGAUGUUGGAAGAGGACAUGGAGGUGGCCAUCAAGGUGGUAGUGGUAGGAAAUGGAGCUGUUGGGAAGUCCAGUAUGAUUCAGCGAUACUGCAAGGGGAUCUUUACAAAGGACUACAAGAAAACUAUUGGUGUAGAUUUCCUGGAAAGACAAAUCCAAGUUAAUGAUGAAGAUGUCAGGCUAAUGUUAUGGGACACUGCAGGUCAAGAGGAAUUUGAUGCAAUAACUAAGGCCUACUACAGAGGAGCCCAGGCCUGUGUUCUCGUGUUUUCUACAACUGACAGAGAGUCCUUCAAAGCAAUCCCUACCUGGAAGGAAAAAGUGAUGACUGAAGUUGGAGACAUUCCCACAGUUCUUGUGCAGAAUAAGAUUGAUCUUCUGGAUGACUCUUGUAUAAAGAACGAAGAGGCAGAAGCACUGGCAAAAAAGCUAAAGUUAAGGUUCUACCGAGCUUCUGUGAAGGAGGACCUCAACGUAACCGAAGUUUUUAAGUAUUUGGCUGAUAAAUAUCUUCAAAGGCUCAAGCAGCAAACAGCUGAAGAACCAGAACUAGUACAUACAAGCAGCAACAAGAUUGGUGUUUUCAAUACAGCCAUUGGGAGUCACCCCAACCAGAAUUCUGAUACCCUUAACGGUGGAGAUGUCAUCAACCUCAGACCAAACAAACAGAGAACCAAGAAAAGCAGAAGUCUUUUUAGCAACUGCAGCAUACCUUAGACUGCUUUUGGAGGGAAAAGAGAAGAUUAAACAUGAAUGGGAUCAAGUUGUGCAAUUGAAUGCAAAGUAAAGCUUUAGAGGUAUUUUACCAGUGCUUUAGCGAAUCUUGUGCCUAUGGGAUCCUUGCUUGGUGGAUUUAUCUAAAAUUGCUGAUGCAGUGUUUUUUGGUGUGUAGAGUGAGACACCUGGCGGCAAAGCGCGGAACCGUGGCUGCCCCGUGCACUUUUUUAACAAUUAUUAAGCAAACUUCUCCAUUUUGAAGGAAUUAUUUAUAGAGCUAUGAACUAGGCUUUGCAGAAUUGAGAAGCACCUGUAAAGUAAAGAUAAUACACACACAUAGGUACAGACCGUAACAUUGUGGCCCAAGAUAAACAACUUCAUGUCUAAAUUUCAAAGGAAGUGUCAGCACUGGUUAGCCAGGACACUAAGAAGUUAGCAGAAGAGCAAAGUGAAGACAUCACAUUGUAUGCCUUUCUCUGUUAGCGUGGAUUCUGGUGGUUCUGUCAGUUCGAUAUGCUCCUGUUACAUGUAUGUUUGUGAGGUAUGUAUGUAAAUGUUGGGUAUGAAUACUUUUGCUAAAUUUGGGUGUAUUCAACACGUGGAGGUCAGCUACUGAUGAUGAAAUAGCAUCUUCACAAGAAUUUUUCCUUUUAAAAUGUUACCUUUCAGAUGAGGCUUUCCCAGCUGCUGCUGUGUAUGUUGAACUUGCUAUACUUGGGCCUGAACGCUUAGAUUUAAAAAUACAGUGCCAAAAACGCUCCUUUUUACCUAAUGCUGCAUUGCAGAUGUUCUUGUAAGUUUGGCUUUCCUCAGUCUUAACAGGUUGAUCAAAUAAGUGUUUGACACUAAUAGAUAUCCAGACGGAACAGUCAUAUUCCUGUCCAAGUGUGAUUGCUGUGUCCUGUACCAUCCACGACGAAGGAACUUGCAAGGUGUCACAAAAUACUUAUCUUCUUUGGAGAAAUUUCUUCUAGUCCUGCAAACCAGGUUGCAGAGGAUCCAAAACACACAGCUAAUUACUGAUUUGCAGUAAUGAGACAUUCCUUAACGUUGUUGCUGCUACUUACAGAGAAUCUAAUUCUGUGAGAUCGGAGACGUGGCAAAACAAUUUUCAAAGUACGUAAGUAAUUUUAUAGAACUGAUUUAGACAUUUAGGAGCCCAAAUCAAAAUUAAAGAGAUUUGGGUUUAGGUUCCUAAAUCACUACGGUGCUUUUAAAAAUGCUAAGCAAGAUAUCUCUUAUUUACCAAAAAUAAACACUUCUUAAUCCUCUACAAGAGCAUGCAUGCCUUUUAGAAAUACCCAUUUUGUUUACAUGGUUUUGUAUUGUAUUAUAUAAUUUUAACUUUCUAGGAUUUCUAUAUCAAACCUGCCAGUGACAAAUGCAAAAUAUGCUGCUUGAAAAAAGAAAUCAGAAUUUUAAUAGUUUUUUAAACAGUGUAUGAGAGUGAGAAUGACUCGACUGAUCCUGUAUAUUUUUGGAGGAAGGACUUUUCACUGUGUGAAUUCAUAUAGGAAGCCUGACUUAUUUUAUUUCUAAGUCGAUGAGUAUGAGAACUGCGAUGUACUCUUGUCCCACUGUCCGCAGGGAAAGAAGUGGGUGGCAAGUUGUGCACAAACACUGCAGAUCUCUGAACGCUGUAUUUGAUGUUUACUCUAUUAGACUUUCUACCGAGUACCUUUGUGUCUCUGGCAAGCUGCCACAGCAUCUCCAGUUGCUGGCGAAGGCGGUCCUGCAGGCGCUUGGUACCCUUUGCUGUUGCAGCAAAAUGUGUUCUUCACCUGAAUGUUUCCUGUAUUCUCUCUUGGAUAGAUGCCUUUAUUUUUAAGAAGUGCAUUUAAUCACUGUACGUAUGUAUAAAUGGAGUCAACUCCUACUUGUAACGUUUUAGGUAAGGAACUUAAGGUAUGGAAACAAAAAGACCUAUGAUUGUACAUAAUGGGGCCGUCUUACAACUUCAGGAUGUAGGGUAGAAGGUGUGCAUUAGGAAUUUUGUCAACUGUUUUUAAUAUGGAAACUUUUACGUUUCAUUGUCUGUCUGAGAGUUUAACCAUUAUAUUUGUUUUUCCUGAAAAAGCAUACGAACUCACAAA